This is a messenger RNA of Raphanus sativus (radish), 750 nucleotides long. Its product is annotated as receptor-like protein 31. Gene Ontology annotation, molecular function: protein binding. NCBI's taxonomy places the organism in Eukaryota, Viridiplantae, Streptophyta, Magnoliopsida, Brassicales, Brassicaceae. The record is from RefSeq and is a predicted model, not a curated record.
AUGGCAAUGAUGAUUCCAAGCCAAUCUUAUAGCUAUUCUAGCAUUGUUUCCUUGUAUUCCCUCUUCUUGAUUUCCCUCGUUCUACACACUCUUGCUUCUCCUACGUUCCACCAUUGCCAUCACAGCCAGAGAGAUGCUCUUCUUGAGUUCAAAAACGAGUUUCACUUACCUAAUGAUACAUUGUUGAGUUCAUGGAACAAGAGUAGUAGAGAUUGCUGUUCCUGGAAAGGUGUCACGUGCCAUGCUAAAUCUGGAAAGGUGAUUUCACUUUACCUUGAUAAUACCAUCCCUUUAAACAACUCUUUGAAACCAAAUAGUGGUCUUUUCAAACUUCAACAUCUUCAUAGCCUAUCCCUUAGAAAUUGUAGCCUCCAUGGAGAGAUUCCUUUUUCUUUAGGAAACCUUUUUAGACUCACACUUCUUGACCUUUCCUAUAAUUAUUUUCUAGGUCAAGUUCCACCUUCAUUGGGAAACCUUUCUCGUCUCACAGUUCUUGAUCUUUGGGGUAACAGAUUAGUAGGUCAAGUUCCACCUUCACUAGGAAACCUAACCCAACUAAGAUACUUGAUCCUUUCACACAACAAACUAAGUGGCGCUAUUCCUUUCUCCUUUGCCAAUUUAACAAAACUAUAUGAACUCAACCUUCAUAAUAAUUUCUUGGACUCCACGCUUCCUGACAUGAGUGGGCUACAUUUACUGGAUCAUUCCCUACUUCUUUAUUCACAAUAACUUCUUUAAUAUAUGUCAAUC